CCCGCGGUGAUUUCCUGUGUGGAAUCGCUGAGGGGCAGCUUGGCCGCGUCACCGCCAUGGACCCCUUCCUGGUACUGCUGCACUCGCUGUCCGGCAGCCUGUCGAGCAGCGAUCUGAUGGAGCUAAAGUUCCUGUGCCGUGAGCGCGUGGGCAAACGGAAGCUGGAGCGCGUGCAGAGUGGCCUGGACCUGUUCUCAGUGCUGCUGGAGCAGAACGAUCUGGAGCGCGCCCGCACCGGGCUGCUGCGCGAGCUGCUGGCCUCGCUGCGCAGACACGACCUACUGCAACGCCUAGACGACUUCGAAGCGGGGACCGCGGCCGCGGCCUCGCCGGGGGAGGCAGAUCUGCGGGUGGCAUUUGACAUCGUGUGUGACAAUGUGGGGAGAGACUGGAAGAGACUGGCCCGUCAGCUGAAAUUGUCUGAGGCCAAAAUUGACGGGGUUGAGGAAAGGUAUCCCCGAAGCCUGAGUGAUCAGGUAAGGGAGACUCUGAGGGUCUGGAAGAUUGCCGAGAGGGAGCAAGCCACGGUGGCUGGACUGGUAAAGGCACUGCGGGCCUGCCGGCUGAACCUGGUGGCUGACCUGGUGGAAGAAGCAGUGCAGGCCCAGGGGUCUGUGAAUGAGAGUGAGGAUGUGUCCCCAGUGCUGUGGGACCCAACCGUGUCUUCCUCAGAAGCACUGUGACAAGCCUGCUGCUCCUGUCAGGAGUCACUGUGGACUUGAUAACACUCCGUGCUGCAUCGCCAAGUGCCUUAGUUCCCAGUGCCAAGAAAGAAGACCUUGUGGAUCCAGGCCAGAGCCCGCUCACAAGCUUGAACUGGCUCCUGAAGCAAAGCUGUAUGUAUAGAACCUCUGCUCCCUGAGCUUUGGGGACACAUGGAGGUUUCCCUUCGUGUUCUCCACUGCUGCUCCUUCCCCUGAGAGAAGUCCCUGGUCUCGCAAGGAGGAAGGUGGAGCUGAUGGCACACGUGUUGGAAGUUUGAGAGCCUUCCUGUUGUUCCCCGGGGAAGGACACAACUCAAUUCAGAGCACUUGGCUGCCUCACAGUUGGCCCUGAGGACAUCUGUCCCAUUUCCUUGGAGGCCAUCAGAGAGCAGCACCUGCCCCCCAAACAAGUGGUCCUUGCAGGAGCCUGGCACACCUCAUCCUGGCACAGCAGCUCCUGCAGGACUGAUUCUAAAAUCCAUUGCCUACCCACAUUGCUGCCUCUGGGAAGGACUGGUUUAAAGGGUGGCCCGCCUGUUUCUACCAUGGCCUUCAAACAAGUACCCUGGGCCUAGAUGUAGUGGCUCACUCUGAAAUCCUAGCACUGGAGAGUUGAGAAUUGCUGCACUCCAUGGCAACUUGAAUGAGAGCUGCACAUGAGACCGUCUCACACAAACAAAAGCAAGUGUCUACCUGGAGACACCUGUGUCACCCAGGAUUUCCUCUGUGUCAAGGACCCUUCUAAUCUCAGAAGUAGGACAGGGCUGACUACAGUGUCCUGACAGCCCUAGGUGCUAGUUGUGAAUGGGGUGGUGGGAUUUCCUGUCUGGUUUGCUUCACAUCAGCAAGGGGCCCUGACUUGCCACACCUUUGGCUGGGUACACCUUUGAUCAUAGCACUCAGGGAGAUAGAGGCAGGUGAAUCUCUGAUCUGUUAGUUCAAGAACAGCCUAGCCUACAUAGCAGACUACAGACCAGCUGAGACCAUGUGGAAAGACACUAUCUCAAAAGUUCAUGUCUGGAGUUGAGGCUCCUAGACACAGGGUUCACCUGACAGUGAAGAGCGGCACCUCGAACUGUACCCUCCCCAGCCCCAGGCCUACUGUGCUUUUCAGUCCAACACCUAUCCAUCUGGCUGAUCUGCCUUGCUCAAACUCUUGGCCAUCUAGGCCUCUCCUGACCACUCUGGGGACUCGUCCAGUUUUCUGACCCCAUAUCCCACCUGGCUGUAGCCACAACCCUCUUAUCUUGGCUCCCUAGAAUAUGCAAAGGCCUGUUCAAGGUGUCUGGUGGGUGUUUGCUGUGCUCCUCUCUAGUCCCUCCUCCUUGUCCCCCAUUUUGAGGGUUUUGGGUUUGUUUUGAAACAGGGUGUCUUGUAACCCAGAUGUUACUUGGGUUGGCCUUAUAACUGAAGUGACCUUGAACUCCUUCCUGACCAUCCUGCCUCUGCUUCUCAAGUGCCAUCGUCACCAGUGUGGCAGCCUCACCCAGGCCCAAGUCUUUAGGGCCCACACUGUAGGCAGCCUGGGCAACCCCACUGAGACUCUUGGUGAUGCCUUUUAAGUGUCCUGUGGCAAGUCACAGGUUGGUAGACUUGGAUGUCACUUUUUUUCUUUUUCUUUUCUUUUUUUUUUUUAACAGCUCAGGAGUCCAAAAUGGCUCUCCAGAGGUCAGUUCAGAUAUGAGCAGGCCUGUCUGUGUCCUUCUCGAUUUGAGAGAAUGUUCUAUGGCUUUUGGAGCCCCUUCAUUGUGUCGCUUGCUGCAUUCCCCUCCCCUCAAGUGACAGUUUAGUAUCGGGUCUCAGUUGCUGCUGCUACAGAGCUUGUGGGCUACCACAGGAAGACCCUUCAACCAUGUUGGGGAUUAAAACAUGGGUAUCAUCAGGGACAGCACUCCACAAAUCUGCAUCUACCCAGCUUGUGCCCAGAUUUGUCCUGGAUGCAUCAACACAAUCCCACUCCCCUGUUAAUGACCAGCCAGAGCCCACACUCACCUUGCCUACCCUUCACUCCUCAGCUCCUAGCAGGACCUUGGCUCCUGCCCAUCCCCCACCAAGGGUUGGAACCACAGACCCGCCUGUUCCUAGAAGCCAGCUGCCCUGCAUAUUUUUAGCUUCCUAUUUUUGAAUUCCACAAUCAUUUCUGAGUCAUCCAGCUGACUGCCUUCUGGUCACAAGGUCCCCGUGUGGACCAUAUUUCAAACCAGACAGUGGAACAUGAUGUGAUGGAAUGUGUGAUGUAGCCACCAUGAACCAUGGCCUUCCAGUAGCGGAUGCAAAGGCAGUACUAGUUUGCUGGAAGAUGUGGGCUAGGAAGCCCACAUAGUCUCAAGUCAUGUGCUGAGUGGAGGCUGGCCUGAGGGAUACUUGCCGGCCACAGGACUCACUAUUACCAAGGCUUCACUGAGCCAAAGCCAAGUGACAGGGCUGGAGGUUUUUGAGUGUGGCUAGAACAGGACAGCAUGGUGGGCAUAUGUGUGGAGGUCCACAGCUCCCAGACUCCCAAAGUCUAAAUCAACUGUAGAGAUGAUGUAUAGUCCUUGUCCAUCAAAAUAAAGCAGGCAUGCUGCUCA
Messenger RNA from Peromyscus californicus insignis, 3274 nucleotides. RefSeq names its product Fas associated via death domain (gene Fadd). The record is from RefSeq and is a predicted model, not a curated record. Gene Ontology annotation, biological process: negative regulation of extrinsic apoptotic signaling pathway via death domain receptors; signal transduction. Gene Ontology annotation, molecular function: protein binding. The transcript has 2 exons. Lineage: Eukaryota; Metazoa; Chordata; Mammalia; Rodentia; Cricetidae. Bases 57 to 683 code for a protein of 208 amino acids.